Messenger RNA from Myotis daubentonii (Daubenton's bat), 2653 nucleotides. It is a transcript of the gene GTF2E2, whose product is annotated as general transcription factor IIE subunit 2. Gene Ontology annotation, molecular function: TFIIH-class transcription factor complex binding. Lineage: Eukaryota; Metazoa; Chordata; Mammalia; Chiroptera; Vespertilionidae. Gene Ontology annotation, biological process: transcription initiation at RNA polymerase II promoter. The record is from RefSeq and is a predicted model, not a curated record. Gene Ontology annotation, cellular component: transcription factor TFIIE complex.
CAUUAUGGAUCCAAGCCUUUUGAGAGAAAGGGAGCUGUUCAAAAAACGAGCUCUUUCCACUCCUGUAGUAGAAAAACGUUCAGUACCUUCUGAGUCAUCAACUUCAUCAUCAUCGAAGAAGAAGAAGGCAAAACUAGAACAUGGAGGGUCAUCAGGCUCCAAACAAAAUUCAGAUCAUAGCAAUGGAUCAUUUAACUUGAAAGCUCUUUCAGGAAGCUCUGGAUAUAAGUUUGGCGUUCUUGCUAAGAUAGUGAAUUAUAUGAAAACGCGUCAUCAGCGAGGAGAUACACAUCCUCUAACUUUAGAAGAAAUUUUGGAUGAAACACAACAUUUAGAUAUUGGACUCAAGCAGAAACAAUGGCUAAUGUCUGAGGCAUUAGUCAAUAAUCCCAAAAUUGAAGUAAUAGAUGGGAAGUAUGCCUUCAAGCCAAAGUACAACUUAAAAGAUAAGAAGGCUCUGCUUAGGCUCUUAGAUAAGCAUGACCAGCGAGGCUUAGGAGGAAUUCUUCUAGAAGACAUAGAGGAAGGACUGCCCAAUUCCCAGAAAGCUGUCAAGGCUUUAGGGGACCAGAUAUUAUUUGUAAGUCGUCCUGAUAAGAAGAAAAUUCUUUUCUUCAAUGAUAAAAGCUGUCAGUUUUCUGUGGACGAAGAGUUUCAGAAACUGUGGAGGAGUGUCACUGUGGAUUCAAUGGAUGAGGAGAAAAUUGAAGAAUAUCUGAAGCGACAGGGUAUUUCUUCCAUGCAGGAAUCUGGACCAAAGAAAGUGGCCCCUAUCCAGAGAAGGAAAAAGCCUGCUUCACAGAAAAAGCGACGAUUUAAGACUCAUAACGAACACAUGGCUGGAGUGCUGAAGGACUACUCUGACAUUGCUCCUGGCAAAUAGUGAACAGUUUUGUAGGAUAAUCAGAAUUUAGCCUCUUGGAUUUGGCAAGUCAUUGUCUCAUGCCCGCAAGGAUGGAUAGAGUCGUCUUGCCAACCUGAAUGUCAGCUUUACAGCCUAACUCUCAGGAGACUUGACAGUGAGGUGCCUCUGGUGGAGAGUUUAUCUCCUCAUCACUGGGCAAGCUCUUGAUCAAAUACAUGGGCUCGUAAGAGUCAUGAUGCCUUACGGGAAAUCUCUAUGAUCAUUCCAGCCUUCUGUAACAAACUACCCAUUUUCCGUAACUGUACUUGUGAUACAGUCUGUGGUUGAUCAUUACAGCCCUCAUAUCACAACUUACAAUUGUAGUGGACUAUGAAAAAAGGUUCGGUGUUCUCAAAAAGGGUGCCAUGGUAUCCUAAAGCAGUAAGUACUUUGUGUAGAUGAUAAAGAGUCCUUUUGUGGCUUUAGUUCUUCUAAUCCCUCUGUUUACUUAUCACCUGCAUCUACAGAGUCAUUGUUUACCUCUUUCUUACAUCCAAGCCCUAAAACAUGGCAUGAGAAUAUGUAAAACUGAGGCUCCCCAGAACAUGGGGAACUUGCUGGUCUAGCUUUCUAUCAGAGGUGUUUUGACAAGAAAGAUAGGGCUUUAAUGUCUUAAGUUAUAAAACUAGUAAAAAGUUUUCUGUAAUAAUCUGGAGCUAGCUUAUCUCCAAGUAUGCCUACUUUUUGUGUUCUCUACACACCAUCCUUUUGUUUUUUCAGUUUAUUGAGAUAUAAUUGACCUACAGCUCUGUACAAGUUUAAGGUGUAAAGCAUAGUGGUUUUACUUACACAUAUAAAAUCAUUACUACAGUAAGUUUAGUUAACAUCCAUCAUCCCAUUAUAGGUACCAAAAAUGGUUUUGUUUGUGAUGAGAAAUCUUAGGAUUUACUCUCUUAAUGUUCAUAUACCAAACAGCAGUGUUAACUAUAGUCAUCAUGUCGUACAUUAUAUUCCUUAUUCUUAUAACUGAAAGUUUGUACCUUUUAACUGUCCCUCUCUAGUUUUCCCUCCCCGAUCUCUCACCUCUGGUAACCACAUCUGAUCUCUUUUUGAUGAGUUUAGAUUUUAUUUUAGAUUCCACACGUAAGUGAGAUCGUACAGUACUUGUCUUUCUCUGUCUGAUUUAUUUCACUUAGCAUACUGCCUUUGAGGUCCAUCCAUGUUGUUGCAAAUAGCAGGAUUUCCUACUUUUUUAUGGCUAAAUAAUAUUCCACUGUGUAUAUAUACAUAUCAUCAUUCUUUAUACAUUCAUCUGUCGAUGGACACUUAGGUGUUUUCAUGUCUUGACUAUUGUAAAUAAUGCUGCUCUGUACAUGGGGCUGCAGAUAUCUAUUCGAUAUAGAGUUUUUAUUUCCUUCAGAAAUAUUCCCAGAAGUGGAAUUGUUGGAUCAUAGGAUUUUUUAUUUUUUUGGUGUGUGGGUGUUUUUUGUUUAUUUUUUAUUCUAGAGAGACAGGAAGGGAGAGAGAGAAACGUUGAUUGGCCACCUCCCACACGUGCCCCAACCCAAAGAUCAAAUCUGCAACCUUGGUAUGUGCCCAGAAUUGGGAAUAUAACCUGAGACCUUUCUGGUGCAUGAGAUGACACUGACUGAGCCACUCAGCCAAGGAGUAGGAUGGUUCUACUUUUAAUUUUUUGAGAAAACUCACUAGGUUUCCAUAGUGGCUGUACCAGUUGACAAUUUCACCAACUGUACGCAGGGGUUCCCUCCUCUCCACAUCCUUGCCACCUUAUGUUUUCUUUUGACUUUU